Molecule: messenger RNA, 1197 nt
Organism: Malania oleifera
Lineage: Eukaryota; Viridiplantae; Streptophyta; Magnoliopsida; Santalales; Ximeniaceae
Product: transcription factor MYBS1
Exons: 2
Coding region: 111-992 (293 amino acids)
Molecular function (GO): DNA binding
Source: RefSeq, a predicted model, not a curated record
AUCAACGAAAAAGAAAAGAAAAACGAAAUGAAAUGAACCCACAAAACCAUUUUCCCCCACUGCCUGCCAUACAGGCCCUACCAUAGAGGACUAGGCCACAGGCAACGCCAAUGUCGAGCACAGUGGGCGAAUGGAGCAGGGAAGAAGAGAAAGCCUUUGAGAAUGCCAUUGCCGUGCAUUGGACUGCUGAUGAGCAUGACUCGGAUGAUGAGCAAUGGGAGAAGAUGGCUGCUCUCCUUCCUACCAAAACAAUUCACCAAUUGAAACUACACUAUCGAAUUCUAGCUGAGGACGUAUCUGCAAUUGAGGCUGGCUACAUACCCAUUCCUACUUAUGUAGGAGAUGAAACUGUGCCAUCUUCGUCCAGUGCAGCUGCCAAAGAUCACCAUGUCAGCCACAAGCGGUCCAACAACAGCUGCUCGAAUGGGUUUCCGGGUCUGGGGCGUGACUCCACGGGCCAAGGAGCGAAAGGAGGAGGCUCUCGGUCAGAGCAGGAGCGGCGAAAAGGGAUUCCUUGGACUGAGGAAGAGCAUAGGCUCUUUCUGUUGGGGUUGGACAAGUUUGGGAAGGGAGAUUGGAGAAGCAUUUCAAGGAAUUUUGUGGUGUCAAGGACUCCAACGCAAGUGGCGAGCCACGCCCAGAAGUAUUUCAUUCGAUUGAACUCCAUGAACAGGGACAGGAGGAGAUCCAGCAUCCAUGACAUUACGAGCGUUGGAGGUGGAGACAUCUCUUCUCAUCAGACGCCAAUUACGGGCCAACAAGCAAAUGCAAAUCCAUCCAAUUCAGCAGCAGCGGCCACACAGCCUAAGCACAGAGCUCCACAGAUUUUUAGCUCGGGAAUGUAUGCAACACCAGUAGGGCAUCCAAUUGGGGGUCCAAGUGGGCACAUGGCAUCUGCUGUUGGAACUCCAGUCAUGCUUCCUCAGGGACACCACCCGCCCUACGUUGUUCCCCUGGCUUACCCCAUGGCACCACCGACAAUGCAUCAAUAGCAUUACUUGUAAUGCACAUGCCAACAGAGUCAGAUUGGAUUAUAGAGCAUAGCUGAUAGUCCUUGGCAUUCUUCUCUGCUCUUAUAAUGCAUUCAUAUGCACAUUCUUAAUUAAAACAUUGAGAACACAAGCCUCAAUUCUUCAUGCAAGCAAUCAUCUCCGCUGUAAAUGAAUUUGAGCAAUUAAAAGUAGUUGUUUUACUUUC